Molecule: messenger RNA, 1476 nt
Organism: Scomber scombrus (Atlantic mackerel)
Lineage: Eukaryota; Metazoa; Chordata; Actinopteri; Scombriformes; Scombridae
Product: excitatory amino acid transporter 3-like
Exons: 13
Coding region: 1-1476 (491 amino acids)
Biological process (GO): L-glutamate transmembrane transport
Cellular component (GO): plasma membrane
Molecular function (GO): L-glutamate transmembrane transporter activity; glutamate:sodium symporter activity; L-cysteine transmembrane transporter activity
Source: RefSeq, a predicted model, not a curated record
AUGUUAACAGUUUCCAGCCUGGUUGGUGUUGUUCUGGGAGUUGCUCUCGGCAUGACUCUGAAGACCUUCAUUGUUCUGACAAGCCUCGAGAAGAUCUACAUUGGCUUUCCAGGAGAAGUACUCAUGCGGAUGCUUCAGUUAGUUACCGUUCCUCUCAUUGCGACAAGUGUCAUAACAGGAGUUGCUAGUCUGAGUGUUGGCACCUCCAGAAGAAUUACUAUGCGUGCAGUGGUGUACUUUGUCACAACCACUCUUCUGUCUGUGACCAUAGGAUUAAUAUUUGUGCUGUUGAUCAAGCCUGGGGUCGGUAAAACUCCUGUGUAUGUGGACACAGAUGAUGAUGAGGAUGAAAGUUUCAACACAGUCAACGCCUUGCUGGAUCUAAUAAGAAACAUGGUGCCACAAAAUCUGAUUCUGGCAAGCUUUCAACAGUACAAGACUCAGAAAGUGGAUUGCUCUCAUCAGACCAUUGUUCUCACCGAAUGGGUCAUCUUGUUUCAGAAAACCACCGAAGUGCGUCUUGUGGGCAAUCAGAUUGAGGGACUGAAUACUUUGGGAGUGAUUGUCUGGUCUUUUAUCUUUGGACUGGCUCUCAGGAAGAUGGGUGAGAGAGGGAAACUCUUUGUGGAUAUUCUGACUGCCAUCAACGAAGCCACCAUACAUGUGGUUAGACUGAUAAUAGGCUUCUUGCCAGUAGGAGUGAUGUUCAUGACUGCCAGUUAUGUUGUUGAGGUUGGAGAUGACUUUGAGACUGUGUUCAAGCUCGGAAAGUUCACAGCGGUGGUUAUCAGUGGACUUUUAGUUCACGGAGGAAUAGUUCUACCACUGAUCUAUUUAGUGUGUGUGAGACGUAACCCCUAUGUUGUCAUUAAGGGGAUUUCCCCCGCCUUAAUCAGGGCCGUACUCAUCUCACGCAGCUACGCGUUCGCGCUGACUUUCCAAUGUUGCGAGGAAGUAAACAAGAUUGAUAAAAGAAUCACUCGCUUCAUGCUGCCCAUUGGGAUCAAUGUUAACAUGGACGGAACAGCCCUUUAUGAGAUGGCUGCUGCAGUUUUCAUCGGCCAGCUCAACCACAUCAAUCUGAGAUGGAGCCAGUUAUUCACCAUUGCUAUGACAGUUGCAGUGUCCAGUGUGGGUGAAGCAGGGAUCCCAGCCACAGGAACAGUGACCACGCUCUUCAUUUUGACCGUCAUCGGAAUACCUGCGAGGGAAGCUUCCCUUUUGCUGGCUAUAGAAUGGCUGCUAGACCGCGGCAACGUUGCCGUCAACGUCCUGGGAGACUGCCUCGGCGUGGCCAUCGUUGAGCAUCUGUCGAGAAAAGAACUGCAAGACAUGGAUGACCGAGGACAGACCUUGACAAGAGACCUGCCACCAUAUCCUGUCACUGACGAAGGGGAGCUCAUGGUCCAGGUGCAGAUUCAUACCCCAGGACAGGCAACAGCUGCAAUACAGCAGCCGAAGCACAAACAUAUGUAG